Messenger RNA from Cladocopium goreaui, 687 nucleotides. NCBI's taxonomy places the organism in Eukaryota, Dinophyceae, Suessiales, Symbiodiniaceae. The record is from the annotation of a GenBank genome assembly.
GAAGAUCUGGACCAACAUGUCAAGUGACGACAAGCCCACCCCUGUCCGCGUCUGCGCAUCCUUUCAUGUGCGCAAGCCUGCGCUACCGGACUUUUGUGAGGCUGCUGGCCGCAUAGCUAUGCAAGCAGGACUCGACGAGCAGUGCCACGCUUUUCACGUGCAGCGGGAGAUCGGCUGGACGAGACAAAUUUCAACCCAGGCCCAGAGUCUCUUCAUGCUUCUGCAGGAAUGGGACUCACCUGAGGCUUUAGAGCAGCAUGUGAGGUCUCCUGAAGCCCUGCGCUUCGACCGAGACCUGAAGGAAGGAGAGAUGCUAGCCUGCGCACCAAUGCUGAGCCUCUUCGGGCCGGACCUGUCGGUGGCGGAUCUAAAGACCAUGGCUGCGGAGGCCCGAGCCAGUGGCUCUGAAAUUGAAGAGCCGCGAGCCACUGCACCAGAAGCAGAGGCCCUUCCGAAGUCGAGUCCUGGCAAAGGCUAUAGCCGAAGCCCUGCGAUGAGCGAAUACCGCACUGGGACAAAGGCCAUGAAAGCGCGGAGCAAUAGCAGGGCUGGCGCAUGGAAAUGAAGCUCUUGAAUUCCCCUGGCGCGUCGCCCAAUGUGGCCAUGGCGGCCAUGGCUGUGCGGAUUCCGUGUGUUUCACACCCGUUGCAUCACCGUUGAGAGCACAAUUUGGACUGGACAUGAAAA